CUGUCUGUCUCUCCCCACCUGUCUGUCUGCCUCCACUCGCAGCGGCUCUCUCCCAGCAGCAGCAGUGAUGCUGAGGAGACCCAGUGAAGCGGCUCCGGUCCUAGACCCCACGCGGAGUUGGUCUGUCUGUUUCCCUGUCUGUCUGACUGGACCCUGGUGGGCCCCGUCCUCCCAGCAUGAACCCCCUGAACCAGAUGAAGGCUGGACUGGCCAACAACCCCCACAGUGAGGGUUCAUACCCCUAUGACCCCUCCAGCUGGCAGCAGCCCACCAAUCAGCCCACAGGAUCCCUCUCCGUGGUAACCACUGUCUGGGGAGUGACCAAUCCGUCAGCCAGCCAGGGUCUCGGUGGAGGGGUCAUGGGCCCCGGAGCCAAUCCAACUGGGGGGCACAUGAUGCAGGGCCCAGGGGGGCCGGGCAUGGCCGGUGGGCCCGGAGGGUACAUGGGCCAGCAGGGCUAUGGCGAGCCCAGCAAAAGCUAUAUGAGCCAGGGCAUGUAUGGCCGGGCGACUGGGGGUUACGCUGGAGGACCAGGACAGGGAGGCUAA
Messenger RNA from Monopterus albus (swamp eel), 548 nucleotides. Its product is annotated as zinc finger MIZ domain-containing protein 2-like. The coding region runs from base 177 to 548 and encodes 123 amino acids. The record is from RefSeq and is a predicted model, not a curated record. NCBI's taxonomy places the organism in Eukaryota, Metazoa, Chordata, Actinopteri, Synbranchiformes, Synbranchidae. The transcript has 5 exons.